AUGCAGCCGCUGCAGCCCCGCUUCGCACGGCGCAUAGAAGCGGCCAGGCUGAAGCAGUCGUACGAGCACAUCUACGAGUACCCAGGAAUCGAAUUUCAGCCUGGUCAACUCUUCCAUACCGAACCCACCGUGAUGGCCGACCCGUCUACCACGGUCUCGUUUGAGGAAUUCAUCCAAUCAGAUCUCUUCACCUUCUAUAUUGGGGAGCACGAGAAGCCUUUUGUUGUACACUCCAAAGCCGUCGCAGCUACUUCUCGUUACUUUGACCGCCUCGUGAAUGGCGGACUGAGCGAGUCGCAGAGCCGUUCUGCUAAAUUUGACGAUGUCGAUCCAGAGACCUUCACUCGUUUCUUGGAGUACGCAUAUCGAGGCGACUACACGACUCCGUCAUGCACAGGAGAGCCCGACACCGCCAACGAGAACGGAACCAAGUCUCCAAAAGUAAAUACGAAGGCACCUGAAAAAAUUGAUGACAUUUCUUCCGAUGAGGACACGGUGACGACGUUCGCAGUCUGGUCAAAUUCCAACUCAGCACCGUCCGCUUAUUCCGCUUAUGGGGACGUUGCAUCCCCGAAUAAGAUCAAAAAGCCCAAGAGGGAGCAGCGCAGCUCGCGGGUGAAGUUUGACAAACGCGAGUACACACAUCCUGGCGACGGCCUCUUCAGCAUUCAGCGCAACACAUCGGCAGAACAGGACUUCACACCCGUGUUUCUAGCACACGCGCAACUAUACACACUCGCUGACAUGCGCAUGGUGUACCCACUCAAGGAUCUGGUUCUGCACAGGUUACACAAGACCCUGGUGGGCUUCGAGCUCUACCCUGAGCGCCUGGGAGAUGUUGUUGAGCUGGCCAAAUACGCCUACGAGCAUGGAGAGGAUAGAGCUGUGGACGGGCGGAUCGACGCACUGCGGGACAUGAUAGUCAACUACAUUGCCUGCGAGAUGAAGGUGCUCGGGAAACACGCCGAGUUCAGAAACCUGAUGGACGGAGGCGGAGAGUUUGCAGGAGACUUCUGGGACAUUGUUAGUCAGGAGUUGCUCUAG
Messenger RNA from Ascochyta rabiei, 1044 nucleotides. RefSeq lists its product as uncharacterized. The record is from RefSeq and is a predicted model, not a curated record. NCBI's taxonomy places the organism in Eukaryota, Fungi, Ascomycota, Dothideomycetes, Pleosporales, Didymellaceae. The coding region runs from base 1 to 1044 and encodes 347 amino acids. Gene Ontology annotation, molecular function: protein binding. The transcript is spliced from 2 exons.